Messenger RNA from Penicillium alfredii, 246 nucleotides. RefSeq lists its product as uncharacterized. The transcript has a single exon. NCBI's taxonomy places the organism in Eukaryota, Fungi, Ascomycota, Eurotiomycetes, Eurotiales, Aspergillaceae. The record is from RefSeq and is a predicted model, not a curated record. Bases 1 to 246 code for a protein of 81 amino acids.
AUGAAGAGAGUUUGUAUGAUUGUUGAACCAGAUUCCAUCACCAAGCCCAAACUCGUCUCGGGCAGCAUCGAUUUUGCACAGCUCCACGAUUAUAUCACGGACAUGGUCCUCCACGGCGAUUCGCUCGUAGGUCUCGAUACCUUGUUCACUGCUAAUUGGCCGGAGGCCGAAUCGUCUCGCGUCCUCUUCAAGCGCAAUCAGGGGGUAAACAAUCGUGCCCGGGCUUCCUCAGCCGGGUGGAGGUAG